AUGAAAUUGAGAAGUAUGCUCUAUAUUCUGCAACGAGGAGGGAUAAUUCAUGAGCGGGUGGACGCGGUGGACGGUCAAAGCGACCUCCAUUCUUCACUAAGUAAGAGCAGCGUGGACCGCAUGGACGUCAUGUGUGUCGAGGGCGGCGAGGGCAGAGGGUGCUGCUACCAGCCCGCCGACGCAGGGGUUGGUGGUGCUGGGGGUGGGGGUGGAGGUUGGGGUGAUGCCCAGGCCUAG
Messenger RNA from Gryllus bimaculatus (two-spotted cricket), 237 nucleotides. The record is from the annotation of a GenBank genome assembly. NCBI's taxonomy places the organism in Eukaryota, Metazoa, Arthropoda, Insecta, Orthoptera, Gryllidae.